CUGUAGUGUACAACCUAUGAUCUCCUGGAGCGAGGCAUGGAGGUCCAUAUUGUGGCAGAUGCUGUCUCCUCUCGAAGUCAGACAGAUCGUCUUUUUGCACUGUCGCGACUGAAGCAGAGUGGGGCGUUUCUCACCACUACAGAGGGAGUUUUAUUACAAUUAGUGCAGGAUGCUAAGCAUCCCAACUUUAAAGAGGUUUCUUUGUGUCUGAAUGAGAGCAUAACGAGGAAGCGCUGAGAUUCAGAAACUCUUGGCUCACCCCUCCCCUGAUACAGGCCUGCUGGCCUUCUUCAGCUCUCUAUAGGGCCAGUCACACACCACACCCUGCAGACAUAAUUACAUAAAUUACUAAAAAUCAGCACAAACUGCUCUCUGAACCUGUUGGACUCAUGUGAUCUUUGAACAUUUGCGUAUUCAAUUAAAUAUUUACUUCCAUGGAAACACAAAUAUUUUAAAUUUCAAAAAGUUGUCAGAUGGUUCUAAAAUUCGGUGUCAGAAGAACAGUAAGAUUGUUGGUAACGCUAAAAUAAGGCUCUGCAUGUUAACAUUAGUUAAUGCAUUAGAUAUCAUAAACUAACAAUAAGCAUAUUUUACACCAUUUAUGGUAACAUUUACAGUAAAAUCCCACUAUUUAAUGUUUGUUAAUGCAUUAACUAACAUUGUUCAUUGUUAGUUCGUAUUAGCUCAAGUCCUUAAAAUGAUAUUAACAGAUACAGCUUUUGAUUUGAAUUAGUAGUGAUCUAUUAGUACAUUAAUUAACAUUAACUAAAAUUAAUAAAUGCUUUUUAAAAUAAUAAGUAUUUUUCAUUGUUAGUUCAUGUUAACUAAUGUUAGCAAAUGGAACCUUGUUAUAAAGUGUUGCCGCAUUGAUUAAUCUAGGUUCAUUUUAAUUUAUAAAUAUACUAUUUUGGUAACACUUUACAAUAAGAUUUCAUUAGUCAACAAAUUAAGUUAACAUGAAUAAAGAAUGAACAAUACUUCUGCAGCAUUUAUUAAUCUUAGUUAAUGUUAAUUUCAAUUAUUAAAAUCAAAAGUUGUAUUUAACAUUAAUGCACCAUAAACUAACAUUAACAAACAAUGAAUGACUGUAUUUUUAUUAACUAACAUUAACAAAGAUUAAUAAAUACUGUAACAAAUGUAUUGUUCAUUGGUAGUUCAUAUUAGUUAAUUAACUAAUGUUAACAAAUGAGACCUUAUUGUACUUAGUUCAUGUUAACUUGCAUGUUAAGUGAUAUAAAUGUAUAAAACCUUAUUGUAAAGCAUUGCCAAAUGAUUAUAUUCUGUACAUGCAUCACUAUAAAAUAAGAAUAAAAUAUUAUGUGUUAGCCUCUUGGUUAUUCAUAUGCUGUUAAUAUGUGUGUGAUACCUAACAUGUUUGUUUUUUGCCCCUUUGCAUUAUGAAAUGUGUCAAGUGCGAAAUCCACCAGGAUGCAAAGAUCACUGUGUCAUAAGACCAAGAAAAUCUCAAUGGAAAUUAUUACAGUGGUUUCCCGCCUGUAGCUCGACUCCUCUCCUAUUUCAGCAGUGAAACAGGAACUUACUCGCCAGUAAAACACUGAAAGCGCAGCCAUGAGAGGAGGAGGAGAGAACGAGAGAGAGGAGGAGGAACAUACCAAGUUCUCAAAUGUCACAUGGAGGGUGGAGUGUGUGACGUUCAACACGGGCAGAAAGGGAGGGGAAAGAGAAAGAAAGGGAAGAACUUUUUCCGACAGUUUUUUUUCUUCUCCCAAACACUAAUUUCAAACAAAACGUGUUAACUUACACGCUUCAAGCAGCGAAUGAAUGCAGCGAUAAACAUAGAAGAGCGACAAAGGACAAAUAAACGUUUGCUGAGAUCCCUCAGCUGCCUCUGUGCAGCAGAUGACAGCAUUAAAAAUUGACAGGGUGAAGUCGGUGGCCUUUUGACAGGAUUGAGACAUCCCCUUAAGCAUGACUUCUGAACUGGACUCUAGUUUAACCAGCAUUGACUGGCUUCCUCAGCUGGGAAUCAGCACCUUGCGAUCAGGGAAAGAAAGAGUGGAACGAAAAAAAGAACGAGGAAGAGAGAAGGACAUCCCUCCCAUACCUACACCGUCCCCUGGAUCUAAUUCCAAAGUGAAGCCCCCCCACAGCUACGCCACUCUGAUAGCCAUGGCAAUAAGUUCUGCUCCUGAAAUGAAGCUGAGUUUGAAUGAUAUUUACACAUGGAUCAGUAAUACAUUUCCUUACUACAGCAGAGCAGGAAGAGGAUGGAAGAACUCAAUUCGGCACAAUUUGUCCCUCAACAAAUGUUUCCGGAAAAUUCCUCGACCACAGAGCGAUCCUGGGAAGGGGUCAUACUGGACGAUGGAUGUACCGCCUGACUCAUCUCAACCCAGAGGGGUCAAACGUCCUUAUCCUAAAGAAGAGGAGGAUCCAUCCUCGGAGGCCGAAGUACCUGUCAAUCAACCGGAGCCCCUCCCACCUCAGCCAGACACCAAAAGCAUGUUCUCCCCCCCUCCUUGCAAGUCAUUGUUUCCACAGCAACGUCCAAGUGCCCCCAUACCUACAUCUCUUCCUUCGAACCCUCAUGCUGAUCCCCCUCUCCGAUUCUCCUUUGCUGAUUUGAACCUACCGGAUCUGUACAAUUCCUUUCAGUCCCUCUGUCGCUCCGUGAGAGGGAGAGUCACCUCACAAUCGGACGUUCCCAAUUUACUUGGAUUUACCCAUGAUAGUACACCACUCCACACCCCAACCCUGCCUCCUCUCUCCCCCUGCCCCUGUCCAAACCCCAAUAUUAACCAGUAUACCAACCCAAACUCUACUUUUAACCCAAACCUCAAUACCAACGGCAACUUCAACCCAAAUACACCCAAUACUAACUCUAGUUUUAUCCCCAACCUAAACCAAAACCAGAACGCUAACAUUCAUCCAACCUCCAACACUGAACCUGACAAGCUGCUACACGGUAAUGUUGUUCCUGCAGACUGGUUCAGUAACGCUGACUCUUUGAGAGAGAGUUUCAGAAUUGCUAGUAGUCUGGACUGGGCUAACAUUGACCUCACCUGUCACCCUGACCUGGUAGAGAGCAUGCGUCAGGCCGAGCUCUGUGACUGGGCAUUGGAUUCAGCUCUCUUCACCUCACUCUGUGAUUCACUCAACCGUUUCUUCACUCAGAAGGGUCUCAUUGGCUCGUCUUCUAGUGGCCCCUCCUCUUUUGCACAAAUGGCCCCACCUCCUCUCAAUAUUCCGCCCACUAACCCUCCCACCCUGGCUAGUUUAACUCAACCCUCUCCACUCAUAUACUCCUCCCAGCUCCCUCCUGGCACUGGUGAACCUCCUCUCCAAAGUCCCAGGAGAACCCUGACCCCUCACACCCACAACCAGACAGCACAAAGACCACCAGGGCUGCAGCCCACCACGAGCCAGCCUCUGACUCCUAACGCACUUCAAACUCAACCACUGACCCCAACAGGUCAUCCACCUUUGAAGAAUCUUCAUAGCAACAGUGAAGAAAUCCAGGAUGAUUUUGAUUGGGAUUCACUGAUUGAAUAAUUUUGUUGGCAGAUAUACACACAUGAAUACACAGUAAGAGAAGACAAUUAUUGAGAAUAGUGAUCAGUAUGUGUCAAGGUGGUGAGGCCAACUCAUUCAUCUUGUUUCAUGUGCAUAUUCAACAAAAGCAGCACCAUCUUAACAAUGACUAUCAUUCAGGUGUUUGUUUCCUUUUAGUUCAGUUCUGCCUUACAAUUUAUUUGGCACAAUGGUGCUGCUAUAGUCAGCUGCAUGUUGAUAUGCUGGUUAACAAUGAUAACAAGCAUCAAAGUGUGAGGUUAACCAAAACGUGCAAUGCAAUAUAUUCAUCAUGUUUGUUCCUCAACUGCUCCUGACCUUAAAGGUUAGGGUGGAUCAAUCCUGAUAAUGUUUUUUAUUAAUGUAACAUCCCUUUUCUCUUAGCUCACGCUACACACACACCCGACUGCCUUUUACGUCAGCGUAUUACAAUGUAAAUAAUGUUAGCACUUCCAAAGCCUUAGCCAACUGACAAUGGUUUUUGCUGAAUGUUGAUCUACUGUCACAGUUCAGUACUUAUUGAAAGAAGUUUUUGACCAAAAAUAGCAUGUACACAAUUUGUGGGAGAAUAAAUGGAGUUUAACAGUACAGAGAUAUAUUAUGACAAUACAUAUGGGUGUAUAUUGACUGAAACCGAUCAACAUUUAUUGCUUGAUAUUACUACAUUUUGUCACAUAGAUGUUCCUCCCUAAUGGGAUAUGCUGUCUUCAGUUAAAAACAAAUAAAAGGAAAUGCUUAA
Messenger RNA from Ctenopharyngodon idella (grass carp), 4270 nucleotides. Its product is annotated as isochorismatase domain-containing protein 2. Gene Ontology annotation, molecular function: RNA polymerase II cis-regulatory region sequence-specific DNA binding; DNA-binding transcription factor activity, RNA polymerase II-specific. The record is from RefSeq and is a predicted model, not a curated record. Lineage: Eukaryota; Metazoa; Chordata; Actinopteri; Cypriniformes; Xenocyprididae. Gene Ontology annotation, cellular component: nucleus; cytoplasm. The coding region runs from base 1930 to 3513 and encodes 527 amino acids. Gene Ontology annotation, biological process: regulation of transcription by RNA polymerase II. The transcript is spliced from 13 exons.